Messenger RNA from Periconia digitata, 1524 nucleotides. NCBI's taxonomy places the organism in Eukaryota, Fungi, Ascomycota, Dothideomycetes, Pleosporales, Periconiaceae. The record is from the annotation of a GenBank genome assembly.
UCCUCUUCCCCCGCAUCUGCGUCAUUGAGCCUGCUGAGCAUCUACUGAUGCGUCCCACAUGCAGUCAGCAAAGCCUUUGCUCAAAUCACAGGAGGCGGACGGAAUUUUCCUCAGUUACCACUGUUGUGGGUCGGCGCAGUAUACAAGUGUGGCUUGCCGUUUUGCUUCCCCAUGUAUGCCACGGCCCGUGUGAUGAGCAAGUUUCCAGCCAAUCGCGUCUUGCCCAUCAAAGCUCUUUAAUGACCGUGAACGUGGGGAAUAUCCCGUAUAACCAUCGUUUCGAAAUAUACUGUAAGAAAUUUAGGGCGUAAAUAGAACGUUAAAUAUACAUAAUCUUAUUCGGAUAGUGCUUGUUCCUGUCCUGCUGCAACAACACUGUUCCAUACUCACCCAUCGCCAUCGGGAAUCGACCUUCUUCGCACAAUGAUUCCAGCUAAGCACUUGGGUCGCCUCGGGGACCGCGCAAAAACCCUGGGUACCGACCCACGCACGCAUCCCAAGCUACUUGAAGUCUUGCAAUCUUUGCAUCUCGAUGGCGAUUCUCAUGUAGGGACGAAUCUGACACGAGAGUCGCCCCUCCAAGACAUUAUCUCAUAUGUCCUCGAUGUGAAUGACAUACUCGAGGAUAUCCACCAAAAUAUGGAUCUCAGCGUGCCAAAGAUCAGUAGAAGUGCGACUGAGAUUGUGAGGUCGACAAAGAUUGUUGUUGGAUCGGAUGGGAAUGAGAUAAGACUCAUUUUUUAUCGCCCCUCCGCAUCUCUCUCGGGAACACCACCACCUGGAGUUGUGUAUUUUCAUGGCGGUGGUAUGGUCAUACUCAGCACCGAAAACCCGAUGCACAUUACCUGGGCUGAGGCUACAGCGCGCUUGGGGUUAGUUUCCAUCAUCGUUGACUUUCGCAACGCCGUCACGCGUUCAGGUGCGCAUCCGUUCCCGGCUGGACUGAACGAUUGCACGCAAGCGGUGCAGUGGAUUCAUAACAACAAGGCUGAGUUGAAUAUCAGCAAAAUUGUCUUGCAAGGAAACAGUGGCGGGGCGAAUCUCGCGCUCGCAACAGCACUCAAAGCGAAGAAGGAGGGCUGGGUAUCCGCAAUUGAUGGCGUGUUCGUCACAGCUCCGUAUAUUAGCGGCACAUAUCAUUUACCGGAGGAGUGGAAGCUCGAAAAUCUCCCCAGCCUAGUCGAGUGUGACGGAUAUCUUGAGAAUAUGCGAACAAGUGCACUAUCUUCAAAACUGUAUGAUCCCUCGGAGCACAACGCUCGGAAUCCGCUUGCUUGGCCGUAUUGGGCUGAGAAAAAGGAUCUUGAGGGAUUACCCCCACACUAUAUCAUCACUGACGAAUUAGAUCCUUGGAGAGACGAAGGGAAUGCUUACUAUCGGAAGCUAGUUGAGGCUGGUGUCAAUGCUGUAGGCCGCAUGAAUUUGGGUAUGAUACAUGAUGGUGAGAUGGUUUUUCGUCACCACAUACCGGAGCUUUUCUUAGCCAGUCUUGAAGAAAUCCGGUCAUUUGUUUUCAGGGUGUAA